Messenger RNA from Nematolebias whitei (Rio pearlfish), 8703 nucleotides. RefSeq names its product chromodomain helicase DNA binding protein 2 (gene chd2). The transcript has 42 exons. Gene Ontology annotation, molecular function: chromatin binding; ATP-dependent chromatin remodeler activity; histone binding. NCBI's taxonomy places the organism in Eukaryota, Metazoa, Chordata, Actinopteri, Cyprinodontiformes, Rivulidae. Bases 2032 to 7449 code for a protein of 1805 amino acids. Gene Ontology annotation, cellular component: chromatin; nucleus. Gene Ontology annotation, biological process: nucleosome organization; regulation of transcription by RNA polymerase II. The record is from RefSeq and is a predicted model, not a curated record.
GCGAGAGAGAGGAGCAGCAGACAGAGGAGAGGAGUGAGGUGGAGAGGACGGAGAUGAUGAAGCGGCCAAGAAAAUCCACCAAAACGACGAAAACGGGCCCCCAAAGGCGACCCCCACCGUGGCAGACGACUGGGGGAUAGAGACGGUUGAUGAAAUGGGGGCUCCCGUUAACAAUGACCAGAUUUUGUCAACGAAGAAAGACAGUUUCAGCGAUUGCAAAUGGUUUGACAUUUAGCCACAGCAAAUCGAAGAACUUCAGAAACUCCUUCCACGGAGAAAACUUGGGAGACACGAAAGGUGACGAGAUGUUCCAAGUUCAAAGAAAAAGGCAGCUUGACCCAUUUCGAGUGGAUUUUUCUGCCGUGGAGACAGCGUUGUUUAACGCGAAGAUGACAAGCGAUUUGGCAGAUUGGCCAAAUUUUUUUGACAAGAUGAAACCUUUUUCUGGCUGGUCAUCUGGAUAUUUUUUUGUACUUAAUAUUUUAAUUUGUUUUACCGCAACAUGGACUUGCUGGAUCUUCGAUGCUAGCUGCAUUUUGGACUCUUGGACAAAGUCAGCUUUUGCACAAAUUCGUAUUUAAAUGCUGUUUUUAAUAAAGUGUAUGUCCUCGUAAUUAUCACUGGCUUUGUUUCAUUAGCUGAUCAUCUGGAAAAUCACGAUUAUUUUGUUUUAUUGUUAACAAUUGGAUGUUGGGUACAAUUAUUUCAGUUAAGCAGUGCAACAAAAGUAAAGCAGGUUUGCUUUGAUUUUGUGGUUUUUAUUAAUUCUCAACUAUGAUGUUUAUAUUUUGAACUGAUCUGGGUCCAUGAGAUAAUGGUAGAGGUGGUGGUAGAAAUGAUCAGUCUUCCUUGGUAAAUCUGGUUCAAAGCAUAAAAAGCUAGAUUAUAACUACUCUAUUGGUUUCUAAAAUGAAGCCUGGAAGGUUUUCUAAAAUGGCCACUGCUUGACCUUCUUCCUGUCUGGCCAGGAAGUGAUGUAAAAGCUGCAAAACAUUUUAAUUUCACAGUGCCUCCAUUAUCCUCAUCUUUUUUUAUUUAUAGUGUAGAAGGGUUUGACCAUGAGGCUUGUGUGUUGAGGUUUGAAAGCAACAUUUAGGUGUGUAUAAAAGUAUAUUUUAAAGAUAAUAAAAGGGGUGGGACUUAGGCAGCACCUGAGCGUGGAGUAAAUGGAAAUAACGUCAAUCAAAGGCGAAGCUUUCAGAGCAGAGAAGGAGCUCUAGAUGGCGGCUGAGCCUCGGGAAGGGCGCCAUAGGCUUUCGUUAGACCGUUCCUCGGGCUUUGAAUUCAAUCGGUUUCCGUGUAAAGUUGAAGCUUGUGACCGUGUGGACGAUAUUUAGCUGGAUUUUGUGCGUUUUGGGUGUGUUUUUUUAGUCCGUUUCAACGCGAGCCGAAGGAGCCGUUGGUCGUUGUUUUCCCACAGCGAGCCGUGGCGGCCAUGGCGCGCCUCCAUUUUGACUGCUGCUGCUCGCCUCGGUGGCUCUGACACGGUCGCUCCGUGUGGACCUCAAAGGCCUGUCGAAACGUUCAAAUUAGGCUUUUUUGGGGUAAAUUCUCAAGUUAUUAUUUUACGGCUUAUUAUUUUAUUCGACAUAAAGAAGUAUUUAAACUGCGACACGUCGGACGAGAAUCCUAUUAGUUGAGCUACAGCAGGCUUUUCUUGGCAUUGAAUGGACAUGUUUACAUUGUGUCGUGUGUAAUUUACUCAUUUUUCUCAUUCGUAAAAUAUCUUUUUCUAAUGCUUCAUGUGAUGACGCAGUUAAAAUUGUCGACAUGCGUCUCGAUCCGGCAACUAUAGACGCUUAAUAUUUAACAUAAUGCCACUUUUUUCCUCUGAACUCAUUAUUAAAUGAUGUUAAAAUAUAUCUUUAAUUAAGCGGUUUGAUGUAGUUUUUUCUUCGUGUUGCACCGUCUGGGUUUUAGCUGCCGUCUGGGCAGAGGCAAAGCGCUUUGUAGUACUUCAUGCCUCAUCCGAAGUUUUGACAGUAAAUACCAGGAUUAAAGCAUAACUUUAGGAUUAAUCAGGACACUACCAUGAUGAAGAGUAAAAACAAAAAGCAAGAAGAUGAAGGCUCGACUCAAAGCAAUGCCUCAAGCAACUCUGCCUCAGAGGAAUCCAACCACUCUGCCUCGGAGUCGGGAAGUCAGUCGGAAAGUGAGCAUGGCAGUGAGAGGAAGAGAUCUCACAACUCCGAGUCAAACAGCUCCUCCGAGUCAGAGAGCCACUCGGAGUCAGAGAGCGAGUCCACAGAGUCCAAGUCACAGCAAACCACUUCAGAAGUCAAAGACAAGCCGGUUAGGAAGCAGGAGCGCCUAGCUGAUGUUAAAAAGAUGUGGGACGAACACCCGGACGUGUACGGCGUCCGGAGGUCAAAUCGCAGCAGGCAGGAGCCAGCUCGUCUUAACAUCGGAGCUGAGGGGAGCAGUGACUCUGAGAACGAGAGCCCAAAAAGGAAAUCCUCACGGGUGAAGAAGAAAGAAAAUAUCUGGAAAGAUGAUGACUCAAAUGAUGAUGAAGAGGAGGAGGAGACAUCGGACAGUGAGCAGGAAGAGAUAAAAGUUAGAUCCAGACGACUUCCUGCUAGAAGACCUCAGACCAAAUCCUCAUCCAGGAGGCAGCAGUCUCAAAAAGGAAGGAAGUUGAGGAAACAGGAGUCAUCAGCUGAAGAAGAUGACGACGAUGAUGAUGAUGACGACGAUGAUGAUGAUGAUGAUGAGGAAGACACUCCAAAGAGACAGACUCGAAAAAGGGGGGCCACAAAAGUCAAAAGCUAUAAAGAGGACCAACAUGACUUUGAAACGGACUCUGAUGACCUGAUCGAAAUGACGGGCGACGCCGGCGAGGAGCAGCAGGACGACGACAGCGAAACCAUCGAGAAAGUUCUUGAUUGCAGAAUCGGAAGCAAAGGAGCCACUGGAGCCUCCACCACCAUGUACGCCCUGGAGGAAAACGGGGAUCCGUGUGAAGGGUUUGACCCAGAGAAGGAGGAAGGGGAGACCCAGUAUCUGAUCAAGUGGAAGGGCUGGUCGUACAUCCACAACACGUGGGAGAGCAUGGAUUCUCUGAUGCAGCAGAAGGUCAAAGGGUUGAAGAAACUAGACAAUUUCAAGAAGAAAAACGACGAGCUGAAUUCUUGGCUGAGGAGGGCGUCUCCCGAGGACAUCGAGUUUCAUAACUGCCAGCAGGAGCUCACAGCCGACCUAAUGAAGCAGUUUCAGUUUGUGGAGCGAGUGAUCGCAACAAAAACAGGAAAGACGCCUGGGUCUUCUGACUUCCCCUCUCACAGUCACAAGAUCCCACCCUCCAACGAACCCGAGUACUUGUGCAAGUGGAUGGGUUUGCCGUACUCCGAGUGCAGCUGGGAGGAUGGAGCUCUGGUCGGAAAGAAGUUUCAGCACUGCAUAGACAGCUUCACGAACCGAAACUCCAGCAAGACGGUGCCCUCUAAAGACUGCAAGGUCUUGAAGCAGAGGCCGAGGUUUUCUGCUCUUAAGAAACAGCCGUCGUAUAUCGGUGACGAGACCCUGGAGCUGAGAGAUUAUCAGCUGGACGGCUUGAACUGGCUGGCUCACUCCUGGUGCAGGUGCAACAGUGUGAUCCUGGCUGAUGAAAUGGGUCUGGGAAAGACCAUCCAGACCAUCUCCUUCCUGUCGUACCUGUUCCACCAGCACCAGCUCUACGGACCCUUCUUACUGGUGGUGCCUCUGUCCACGCUAUCCUCCUGGCAAAGGGAGUUCGAGACCUGGGCCCCGGACAUGAACGUGGUGGUGUACCUCGGCGACGUCAUGAGCAGGAAAACAAUUCGUGACUACGAGUGGGUGAACCACCAAACCAAAAGAAUCCGUUUUAACGCUCUGCUCACCACUUAUGAGAUUCUACUCAAAGACAAGGGGGUCCUCGGAAAUAUAAACUGGGCUUUUCUGGGCGUGGACGAGGCUCACAGGCUGAAGAACGACGACUCCCUGCUCUACAAAACAUUAAUGGAGUUCAGGUCUAAUCACAGGCUCCUCAUCACCGGCACUCCUCUGCAGAACUCCCUGAAGGAGCUCUGGUCCUUGUUGCACUUCCUAAUGCCUGACAAGUUUGAUUCCUGGGAGGACUUUGAGGACAACCACGGGAAAGGGAGGGAUAACGGUUACCAGAGCCUUCACAAAGUCCUCGAGCCUUUCCUGCUCCGACGAGUCAAGAAGGACGUGGAGAAGUCUCUUCCUGCCAAAGUGGAGCAAAUCCUUCGCGUCGACAUGACUGCACAGCAGAAACAGUUUUACAAGUGGAUUUUAACAAGAAAUUACAAAGCUCUUUCCAAAGGCACUCGUGGAAGCUCCUCGGGCUUCCUGAACAUUGUAAUGGAGCUUAAGAAGUGCUGCAACCACAGUUUUCUUAUCAAACAUCCCGAGGAGGGAGACGGUGAAACCCCACAGGAAAACCUGCAGCAGGCUGUAGUAAGGGGCAGCGGGAAGCUGGUUCUUCUGGACAAGCUGCUGACUCGACUCCGGGAGAGAGGCAACAGAGUCCUGAUUUUUUCCCAAAUGGUCCGGAUGUUGGACAUCCUGGCCGAGUAUCUCACAAAGAAGAGAUAUCCGUUUCAGCGAUUGGACGGUUCCAUAAAAGGAGAAAUCCGAAAGCAAGCACUCGACCACUUUAAUGCAGAGGGCUCAGAGGAUUUCUGCUUCCUGUUGUCGACCAGAGCCGGAGGUUUAGGUAUUAACUUGGCCUCAGCGGACACCGUGGUCAUCUUUGACUCCGACUGGAACCCUCAGAACGACCUGCAGGCACAGGCGAGAGCUCACCGGAUCGGACAGAAGAAACAGGUGAAUAUUUACCGACUGGUCACAAAAGGAACGGUGGAGGAGGACAUCAUCGAGAGGGCCAAGAAGAAGAUGGUUUUGGACCAUCUUGUCAUUCAGAGAAUGGACACCACUGGUCGAACUGUUCUGGACAACAAUUCAGGAAAUACAAAUUCAAACCCUUUCAACAAAGAAGAACUGACAGCAAUUCUGAAGUUUGGUGCAGAAGAUCUUUUCAAAGAGGCAGAAGGAGAGGAGUCCGAGCCUCAGGAAAUGGAUAUCGAUGAGAUCUUGAGGUUGGCUGAAACGAGGGAAAGUGAUCAAGGCUCCAGUGCCACAGAUGAACUUCUGUCCCAGUUUAAGGUUGCCAACUUCUCCAGCAUGGAAGAAACAACUCCAGAGUUGGGGGAGAAGGCCAUACGGGACUGGGAUGACAUAAUUCCUGAGGAGCAGCGGCGGAAAGUUGAGGAGGAGGCGAAGCAGCGGGAGAUGGAGGACAUCUUCAUGCUGCCCAGAAGCAGGAGCUCUAACAAACGAGCUCAGGCUAACGACAGCGACAGUGACGUCGGCUCCAAGCUGAAGCAGCGCUCGUCGGGCUCAGAGAGCGAGUCUGACGACAGCGACGACGACAAGAAACCAAAGAGAAGAGGACGACCUCGUGCUCGCAAAAACACCGUGGAGGGUUUCACCGACGUAGAGAUCCGCAGGUUCAUUAAGGCCUACAAGAAGUUUGGAUCCCCCCUUGAAAGGUUGGAGGCCAUUGCUCGAGACUCUGAGCUGGUGGACAAAUCCAUAGCGGACCUGAAGAGGCUCGGUGAGCUGAUUCACACCAGCUGUGUGGCGGCAAUACAGGAGCACGAGGAGCAGCUGAAGGAGAACCCAGUUGAAGCCAAAGGUCCCGGGAAACGACGAGGAAUCAAUUUCAAGAUUUCAGGAGUUCAGGUCAACGCCAAGUCAAUCAUCCAGCACGAGGAGGAGUUUGAGCCGCUCCACAAAGCAGUGCCCCCCAACCCCGCUGAGAGGAAUCAGUUCAAGCUAACCUGCAGGGCUAAAAUAGCUCACUUUGACGUGGAGUGGGACCUGCAGGACGAUGUUCAGCUCCUACUGGGCACCUACGAGCACGGCUUUGGCAACUGGGAUCUGAUCAAGACCGACCCCGAGCUCAAACUGGCUGAGAAGAUUCUUCCAGAUGACCCCAGCAAGAAACCUCAGGCCAAACAGCUGCAGGCGAGAGCCGAGUAUCUGCUCAAGCUGCUCAAAAAGGAACAAGACAACACAGACACGACGAAACCAGGAGAGGAGGUGAAAGUGAAGAAGAGGAAGCCUCGAGUGAAAAAGGAGAAGGUUCUCAAAGAUGAGCAGGGCAAUGAGAUCUCCUCCCCUCGGCUGUCUGAGAACCCGUCAGAGGAGGGCGAGGUGAAGGACGGCGGAGCAGAAAAGUCCAGCGUGAAGAAGAGACAAAAGAAGAAGGGCAACAAAGAGAACAAAGAAAAACAGGGAACACCUAAAAAGGAGAAGGACGGGGACAAAGAAAAGAAAACUUCCAGGCCCAGGAAAGAGAAGGCUAAAGGAGCCAAAGGGAAGAAAAAUCAAGGUCCAGUUCACAUAACAGCCGGUUCUGAGCCCGUCCCCAUCGAAGGGAAGGAGGACGACGAGCUUGACCAGGAAACCUUCAGCAUUUGUAAGGAGCGAAUGCGUCCCGUCAAGAAGGCCCUGAAGCAGCUGGACAAACCGGACGAAGGACUGUCGGACCAGGAGCAGCUGCAGCACACGCGCACGUGUCUGCUGAAGAUUGGAGACCGAAUCACCGAGUGCCUUAAAGCCUACAGCGACCCCGAACAUGUGAAGAUGUGGCGAAGGAACCUCUGGAUCUUUGUGUCCAAGUUCACAGAGUUCAGCGCCAAGAAGCUUCACAAGCUGUACAAAAUGGCCCAGAAGAAGAGGUCGCACGAAGAAGAGAAAGAGCACAAGAAGAAGGAGGACGUCUCAGGAAGAACCAAAUCGUUCAGACCAGAAGCUUCUGGCUCCAGUCGAGACUCCCCAGGAACCCAGUCCUCCAAACAUCCGUCUCACUUGGGCCAGUCCGGACCUCACGGACACCACAGAGAAGCCUACAAUUCUGCUAACAAGCGCCACUUUGGCAACAACGAUCGAGUGGACUGGCAGAGGGACCGUAAAUACAGCUAUCCAGGAAACAGCAGCCAGCCCUGGCAGGGAGACCGCCACCAUCCCUAUGACCCUCAUCGCUACAAGGAUCACUAUGGUGACCGGCGGCCUCACGGAGACUCGUAUCGCAGCUACCGCAACAAUGUUUCUCCCCGGAAAAGGCUGUACGAGCAGUACGGCAACGACCGGGACCACCGGGGUCAACGACCAUAUUACGACAGGCAUCCAGACCCCAAAAGACGACGUCCCGAUGACUUCCACUCCUCUUACCACCAGGGACCUUCUCAGGACUUCAGGAGGAUGCCGGACCACAGACCACCAGGUCCGCCAGGACCAGAUCACUAUAACAGAUCUUUCCACCCUGACAAACCACCUCCACUGUUGGACCCCCGCUCCCCUCAGACUCAAAAGUCUCCACCGGACUCCCGCUCCCCUCUGGAGCGUCCCACUGAGCCCGGUGCCAUGGUAGACCCAAACUGGAACAACAGGAAAGCCUAAAGUCUGCCGGAUCUGGCUUAGAAACUGAUCUGAGUCCAGGAUCAGAGCCACGUGCUGCUGCUGCUGCUGGACGAGCGUGGCCUCGACUUUUAUCAGCUCCGUGGCUGUGAAUUAAUUCUUUCCUGAAGGAAGACGUUUGUUUCCAUCUUUCGUUGAGAUGGAAAAUCUAAAAGCUGCAUCUUUGUUCAGACGACGCAGCUCUGCUCUCGACACUGAGCAAAAACUGGAAGAUGUUUUAGUCCCGUGGACUAAUUAAAGGAAAACUUGGACACAAGCUCCUAAAAGUGCCUGAAAGUAUCGGCCUUGUGAUUAGUAACGUUCGGGAAUGUUCCCAGAAGAACCGUGAUGGAGACCUUUUUUUUUUUAGCUUCAAGUAUUGCAGAUGACGUCAUUACAGCUGGCACAGCAGAAUGUGGAACUUGUUGCACCUUUUGAAUCAAUUCCAUCAUGUAGCCGAAGCAGUUCAUGGAUUUUCACCAUGAGGGGGGAAAAACAAAAAACAAAAAAUGGUGGAGGUUGAACUUUACCGGAAGGUUUCGUAUGUUUCUUCUGUGUCCCGUGGGAUUGUCAUGGUUUUAACGAACACAUUUCUCAUGCGUACAACUAAAUGUUUUUCAAUUAUGUAGCUGUAUAAUUUAUUGCACCCGCCCCCCCAGUCCCCUCUGCCCCACACUGUUCACUUUUAACUUCAGCCCAAAGCUCUCAAGUCGGUAUCAGUAUCCAUCAUCUGUAAAGGUUCAGAACACUAUAGAUCAGAACAAUACUUUAUUACAGCCGUUCAGUAUUAUCGUAGGUAUUACUGCAAAUAUAUAAAGGCUGCAUUUGUCUGUAAAAGUUAAACGAUUAAAGCUUUUGUUUCCAGUGAGUCACUGAUGACGUGCCAUCAUCUGAACCUGCCUCAGUCUGUCAGAGACAACCCUGCCACCCCUUUCUUUUUCCCUGAAUCAUAGCUAAACUCAAAAUCAUAAAAACAACACACAUUCUGAUGAUUCAUGUGCUCGUCCAGCUCCAGAAGGCUCUGAUGAUGAUUUGAGGGGAGAAAAUACCAUCGUUUUUUUCAGUUUAGUUUUUUCUUUACGGGUGCGCUUGGUACAGUGAACUAGCUCUUUCUUUUCUUCCAUAAACCUAAAGUUCUUGUAACAUAUGUUCUGUAAAAUUCUAAAUAAUUUAUAUUUGUGGGAAAACAAACCAACACUUCAUGAGAAAUGUGCUGUACAUAUGUUUGAACAUAUGUAAUAAACUUUGUUACACAAA